This is a messenger RNA of Daphnia pulex (common water flea), 2623 nucleotides long. Its product is annotated as protein swallow-like. The record is from RefSeq and is a predicted model, not a curated record. The coding region runs from base 1326 to 2567 and encodes 413 amino acids. The transcript is spliced from 4 exons. NCBI's taxonomy places the organism in Eukaryota, Metazoa, Arthropoda, Branchiopoda, Diplostraca, Daphniidae.
AGGAAAGAAGAAAAAGAAUGUUUGACUCGAGUUGCUCUUGGAAACAAAUGGCACUAACGAUGAAAAACCAGUGACGGUGACGAGGAGACGCUUGACGUUACCGGGAAAAUGUAUCCACACACAAAUAAAAACGUAUACAAUGUCCCAGGCUUGUGUGUAUGAGGUUUUUGGGUCUUUUUUCCGUUUCUUUUUGGAGGGCUAACUGAUGUUGUUGUUGUUGUCGCAUUUCCAUUCCGUUUGAAGAGAGAGACAAGAUACGUGCGAUACCUACACAAAGCGGGUCUUUUGUUUCAAGAAAUCCACGUUCAUUCUGUUGCUUUUUUUUCUCAUGUAGCCACCCAUCUACGACCGCAGAGCAGCACGAAAAACUGUGCUAAUUAACACGGUUCCAUGUCAGCGUCCAGUCCGCCUCCUUAUGGCUGUUCAGCCGACCACUUAUUAUUGAUGAACAACUCGCAACUCCACCCAUAGUGCUGCACAAGCCGCCCCAUUAUACUUUUUGGUUUCCCCCCUUCGAACACACAGAGCAGACAAAAAGAAGGAAAUUAAUGAACGGAAGAAAAACUUGGGAAGAAGAACAAGAAGAAAGGCAAAGGCAUCAUGAAGAAGGAAUGGAAUUAAGAAUGAAGACGAAAAAAGAAGAAAAAUAACAACGAUUCUGCCGGUCGCCGGAACAGACCUGAUUGGAGUUGUAAACUAAAUGCGGUUGUCGGUUUCUUCUUCUCCAAGUUUUAAUGAGACCGCCUCUUCGGUUUUCUUGCCAAAGAUUUCGAAUUGAUUGGAGGCUCAUUCACUUUCAGUUGAAUCCGGAAACGAAAAGCGAUUCUCUGGAAUUAAAAAAACAACAAAAACAACAAGGGCGAGUCUAUUAACUAAAUACCAAAGAGUUAACUCAUUGUCUAUAAUAAAGAUACACAGGCCUAUACCAGUAUAUAUAAUGUAAUUGGGGUUAUCUUUAAAAAAUACGGCUUCUUUAGAUUACUUAUUUCUUGUAAACUUCUUGAUGAUCCUUAUAAUAUUUCUGUUGUUAUUCCCCAGCAGUUCAUGGAAAUAAAUAACACAAUCCAUUUUUUUCUCUCUCUCGGACGAUUCGGCGUCCAAUUAUUCUUUUUCCCUGUGGCUCGUCGGCUGCGCGUUGUGCGUUGUCGUGGAAACGAGAGCCAAACACAACACAGCCGUCAUUUUAUACCCGCCCUGCUUUCAUUUGGCGACGUAUAUAAUAAUCCGACGUUGCAGCUACAUACAGUAUCCUGUGCUUAUUUUGAGUUUCCUCUUCGCUUCUUAUAAUUGAUACACCGAAUCAGUGACUGGAGCCAGCAAGGGCUAUGAACAACUGCUAUUUGUGGAUGAGAGAGCAGCAGCAGCAGCAUGCUGAGGAGGAGCCGAAUGUCGAAGAAGAACAAGAUCGAUCGUUGCACGUCGUUGAAGUCUGUCUACCCACCGUCCGCCAGCCGUUUCAACAAUUCGAUCAGAUGUUGGAUGACGAAGAACUACCGGAAUUGAGCUUAAGCGAGCCGGAUUCCAAUUCCAGGAACAAUGAUCCACCAAGCUCCACUGAGAGAUCCUCCAGCAGCAGCAGCACCAGUCAGAAUGAAUGCGCUCAGAGGGAUGUGCGGAAUGCUGCCGGAAUUCCGGCGUCGUCGGUUGCCAGCAGCAGCCAAUCACUAAUGCGAACGUCCCACCGCAAGAAAUUCCUGUCUAGAAGCCACAACUCGCUUGUAUUCCAACCUCCGGAUUAUUCGAAAGUCGAGAGCAAAGUCAAGAAAUACAUCGACUCCAUGAGAGAGCAGCAACAGCAGCGCCGACAGGGCCCUAAAAAUCAGUUUGAUCCAGAGACAGUCCCGGCCCUUGAGCUGGAACAGCAUUCGUCCGUCGUGCCGGAAGAUGUGACCAAUUUGAAACGGCAAUUGGUCGAUCAAGAAGCGAUGGUCGAAGUCCUCCAAGAAGGCCACGACAGACUGUUGUUGCACAACGCUAGACUUCAAAACAUGAUGGAAGAUAUGCGCACCAAGAUACGUAUUCUGCACGCACAGCAACAGCGCCAGGAGCGUCAGCCGCAACGGCAGGAACGUCGUACGAAUAGUCCUCUUCAACCGGAUGUCUAUAAGGAUCUUUCCGCAAGCCAAGGAAGUUUUGUAUCGUCCAGCCCUGAAAGUGCUGGUGUUGACCCCCUAGUAGCCAUCCAACUGGGUCUGACUCAUCAUCAGCAUGAAUCUCUCAGCAUCACGCCAUCCUCUUACCUGGACCUCCCUCCAUUCGGUCAGUUCAACAGGAAAGCGGAAGACGAUGAAACCAGUAGCUGUGAUUCAAGUUGGAAUUCCAGCAAACUUCUCCAACAGCAUCAGCCAACGACGACUAAAAUUGCAGCUCCUGUCUGGCUGCAAGGCAGAGCACACAUAAUAAAACCGACACUCCCGGAAGAGUCUUUGUUGCCAGAAAAUAAUGACAAGCCAGAUCUACUGCUGUUAAAACAAUUAAAAGAGUUAACUAUUACAGCUUUAGAAGUCAGGGACCAGACCCGCACAAUAAUUCGCCAAAUAAAUCUUAUUCAACCUCAUGGAUUAUGAAAAUUGAUGCAUGUCUAUUGACUUAUUAAGGUAAAUAACAAUAUAAAUUUCUUUGA